Penicillium vulpinum is the source of this 1140-nucleotide messenger RNA. RefSeq lists its product as uncharacterized. The coding region runs from base 1 to 1140 and encodes 379 amino acids. The record is from RefSeq and is a predicted model, not a curated record. NCBI's taxonomy places the organism in Eukaryota, Fungi, Ascomycota, Eurotiomycetes, Eurotiales, Aspergillaceae. The transcript is spliced from 3 exons.
AUGCCUCAAGGUGAUCGCCCCGCAGACAAGCCUGAUGGCUUCUCUAAAUACCUUAAGCGUAUCAAGACCAUCCUUCGUCCCCGGUCAAUGUCCAAACGACAAUCUAUAGCUCCUGGGGUAGCCACCCCAGCCGAAACUACUGCACCAAAGGCACCAUCACCGGCACCAGCACCAGCACCAGCACCAGCAUCAGGGUCGGCACCAGGGCCAGAGCCAGGAUCAGGACCAGCGUCAGCAUCAAAGCCAGCAUCGGAAUCAGGACCAGCAUCAGCACCACCCCAAGAGCCUAGCACACCGGGUCCCGUCAUGAUCACCGACUACAGCACGGUCCAGCGUGAAAAGGCACGCGCCCUCUUCGCCAAAUACGGCCUGGCCAUCGACACCAGCGAAUGGAAGACUCCCACCGACCCCAAGAUAACGCGCGUAACAAAGCCAAUCCGCAUGCGAGUGCAUCGCACCUGCCACCGCUGCGAAACGACCUUCGGCGCAGAGAAAAUAUGCAUCAACUGCCAGCACACACGCUGCACAAAGUGUCCCCGCUAUCCAACCGCACGCAACACAGAUGCCGAACCAGUAAUCCGGAAGGCCAAGAACCCAGGGAUUUAUGUUCUCCAACCCCGACUGUUCCCCAGGACCUCGCACCUCAAGCUCAGCACCACCAAGGAAAUUUCAUUCAAGAUGCCAUCACCCACGGGCGGCCAAGAUUUCAUUCAUCGGCCAGUGCGCCAGCGUGUACACCGCUACUGUCACAACUGCGACUUUCUAUUUACUUCUGGAUCCAAGGAAUGUCCAAAUUGCAGUCAUGUGCGCUGUAAGAUUUGCCCGCGGGACCCGGCUAAACUUCAUAAAUAUCCUGAUGGCUACGCGGGUGAUGCUGAUCGCCCAAAAGCUAGACCCGAGCGCACGUUUAAGAAGACUCGUCGCAGAGUCCAUUAUGAAUGUCAUGUUUGUCGGACUUGGUUCCAGGGUAAUGGGGAAACUUGUGUGAAGUGUGGUCAGGCGAAGUGUGAUGAAACUAUACGAAUCCCACCUAAAAGGGUGAAACCAGAAACAAGCCCUGAGAUUCUUAGGAGUAUUGAAGAAAAACUAGCAGCUAUGGCGCUUGGACAUACCCCGGACAUUGUGGAAGGGGCGGCUUGA